Pocillopora verrucosa is the source of this 731-nucleotide messenger RNA. RefSeq names its product large ribosomal subunit protein uL13. The record is from RefSeq and is a predicted model, not a curated record. Gene Ontology annotation, cellular component: ribosome; cytosolic large ribosomal subunit. NCBI's taxonomy places the organism in Eukaryota, Metazoa, Cnidaria, Anthozoa, Scleractinia, Pocilloporidae. Gene Ontology annotation, molecular function: structural constituent of ribosome; mRNA binding. Gene Ontology annotation, biological process: negative regulation of translation; translation.
CCCUUCUCAUUCCGUUGGGCCUCCCCUGAUAUCUGGCUCGCAUGUGUAGCUCGGUCUUUCUCUUAGCGGCUCCAACAUGGGGUUUGAAAAGUCAAUUGUCAUCGACGCUUCAGGCCAUUUGUUAGGCCGGUUAGCAUCCACGAUCGCAAAGAGCCUUCUAACAGGGCAAAGAAUAGUUGUUGUACGAUGUGAACAAGUCAACAUCAGUGGCAGCUUCUACAGGAACAAGUUGAAGUAUCUUGAUUUCCUUCGUAAGCGAACUAACACCAAACCUAGCAGGGGACCUUUUCAUUUCCGUGCUCCAAGCAGAAUUGUCUGGAGAACAGUGAGAGGAAUGAUCCCACACAAGAGUAAGAGAGGAACAGAGGCAAUGAAUCGUCUUAAAGUAUAUGAUGGUGUGCCUACUCCAUAUGACAAGGAAAAGCGAAUGGUGGUUCCUUCAGCUCUGAGAGUUGUCCGUCUCAAGCCAGGAAGGAAGUACUGUGUGCUUGGUAGACUGUCCCAUGAGGUUGGCUGGAAGUACAAGGAUGUCCUGGAAACCCUUGAAGAAAAACGUAAAGCUAAAGCUGCUGUUUACUAUGAACACAAGAAGAAAGUUGAGAAACUGAAACAGAAGGCCUUGCAGAACAAGGCUGAGGAGCUGAAAUCUUUAAAUGAAGUGCUGGAAAACUAUGGUCACUAAUGUGACCAUCUUGAGACAGCAGAAAUAAAAAUUCAACGUUCUUACAGUG